AUGGCCCUGGCAUCCAAGCUGAAGAAGCGCCGGACUGCCCGGAAAGUGAGCCGGCCAGUGGAGCCUGAGAACCCCAGGCCGCAAGGACAGGACCCACCUGGUCCCACCAGACCAAAGAGAAAGCAAGGGGCCCGGCGGAAGGCUGUGAAAGCCGAAGCUGAGGCGCCAGAUGGGCCUGAGCCGGCGGAGCCUGAGCAGAAGCUUUUCCAGACAAACACCUCCUUUGCUAAGCUGGGCUUGGCGAAGUGGAUCGUUGACACAUGCGGGAAGUUAGGCAUGAACUACCCGACCGAUAUUCAAGCCAUGGCCAUCCCCCCGGUACUGUCGGGAAAGAAUAUUGCAGGGAAUGCUCGCACUGGCAGCGGCAAGACUGCCUGCUACAGCCUCCCCAUCCUCCACUCUCUCUCCAAGGAUCCCUAUGGAGUGUUCGCUCUGAUCUUGGUUCCCGUGCGAGAGCUUGCUUUUCAGGUUGCCGAUAACUUCCGUGCCAUGGGCCAGGCCAUUAACGUCAGUGUUGGGGAGAUCGUCGGCGGACGCGACUUCUCCAUUCAGAGCAGGCUGAUCGCUGACCGGACGCAUGUCUUGGUGGCCACACCGGGUCGGCUUGCCGACCUGCUACGGGGAGACUUCGCAUUAGCCAGAGCUUUUCGCAAGAUACGCACCUUCGUGCUGGACGAAGCCGACCAGCUGCUGACAGAAACCUUCGAGGACCCCUUGAGCCGGAUUUUGGAAGUGCUUCCGGAGUCGCGGCAAACCUUGUUUUUCUCCGCUACGAUUACGGAGUGCAUCGAGAAGCUGCGGAAGGGAAAGGAUUUGAUGCUUGUCGAUGCAAACCCAAGGGAGGAGAGCCUGCAGAACUUGACACAACUCUAUGUCUUCGUCCCGAAGUCGGUACAGGUCAACUAUCUGCACUACCUGUUGAAAGCACAUUUCUCCGACGAGAGCUGUAUAAUUUUCGCGCAGACGAUUGAGGAAUGUCAGCUUUUCACGACCAUGCUGGACAUUUUGGGCUUUGCGGUGACCGGCCUGCAUUCCCUGCAGUCGCAAAGGCAGCGGCUGGCAAGCCUCGGAAAGUUCCGAGCAAGCCGCGCCGACAUUCUACUGGCAACGGAUGUCGCCAGCCGAGGGCUCGACAUCCCCAUGGUGGGAGUUGUGAUAAAUGUGGGGCUGCCCUUCGAUGCAGCCUCCUACGUACAUCGCGCCGGGCGCACCGCCCGUGCCGGGCGACCUGGCAAGGUCGUGUCGCUCAUGUCAGAGCUGGAUGUGCCCCGUGUGCAGGCCAUCGAAGAGAGAAUCGGUAAGCAGCUGGAGCUGUUGCCAACCAAGGAGGAAGAGGCGAUUAAGCUGCUCUCUCGGACAACAAAGGCGUAUCAACGCGCGGAGCUCCUGCUGUCGGAGGUCGGUUUCACUGACCAAGUGGCCGAACACCGUGGGGCUCAGCAAGCCCUGAAGAAGUCUAGGAGGAUUUCGAAGCCCAACAAGAAGAGGUCGGCAAACGCAUAG
Molecule: messenger RNA, 1503 nt
Organism: Symbiodinium natans
Lineage: Eukaryota; Dinophyceae; Suessiales; Symbiodiniaceae
Source: the annotation of a GenBank genome assembly